Messenger RNA from Pleurotus ostreatus (oyster mushroom), 1431 nucleotides. RefSeq lists its product as uncharacterized. The transcript has 18 exons. Gene Ontology annotation, biological process: carbohydrate transport; transmembrane transport. The coding region runs from base 1 to 1431 and encodes 476 amino acids. Gene Ontology annotation, molecular function: carbohydrate:proton symporter activity. Gene Ontology annotation, cellular component: membrane. Lineage: Eukaryota; Fungi; Basidiomycota; Agaricomycetes; Agaricales; Pleurotaceae. The record is from RefSeq and is a predicted model, not a curated record.
AUGGUGAACGAUCACCGCAACAGUCUCGCUCGAAGCCGCCUCGUCGGGCAGCCUCUGCUCUAUGCCAUUUCCAUAUUUGCUAGCUUGGGUGUCUUCCUGUUUGGCUAUGACCAAGGUGUCAUGAGUGGAAUCAUCACAGGACCAUACUUCUCCAGCUAUUUCAAUCAUCCAGGACCAAUAGAGGUCGGGACCAUGGUCGCUGUACUCGAAGUUGGUGCAUUCAUCACUUCCGUCGCUGCUGGCAGGGUGGGGGACAUCAUAGGUCGAAAGGGCACUUUGUUCAUCGGCGCUCUGGUCUUCACAUUGGGCGGCGCCAUACAAACGUUUACGCUUGGGUUUUGGACCAUGAUCAUAGGGAGAAUCAUUAGCGGCUUCGGUGUCGGCCUUCUCUCGACAAUUGUACCCAUCUAUCAAAGCGAGAUAUCCCCUCCCAAUCAUCGCGGCGCGCUAGCAUGUAUGGAAUUCACAGGAAACAUCGUCGGCUAUGCUUCUUCAGUUUGGACCGACUAUUUCUGCUCUUUCAUCGAAUCCGACCUGUCUUGGAGAAUACCUUUGUUUCUUCAAUGUGUCAUUGGAGCCAUUCUGGCGGGUGGUUCACUCUUGAUGCCAGAAAGUCCUCGAUGGCUCAUUGACACCGGGAAAGACACUGCUGGCAUGCAAGUCAUCGCCGACCUACACGGAGGUGACCCCACGAACGAGAUUGCUCUUGCCGAGUUCCAAGAGAUCAAAGACAAAGUUCAAGAAGAGCGCGAUUCUGGUGAAGAUCGAUCCUACGCCACUAUGUGGAGAAAAUAUAAGCGUCGGGUGCUGCUCGCUAUGUCUUCUCAGGCAUUUGCCCAACUUAAUGGGAUCAAUGUCAUUUCUUAUUAUGCCCCUCGAGUCUUCGAAGAGGCUGGAUGGAUUGGACGUGAUGCGGUCCUAAUGACUGGCAUUAAUUCAAUCAUAUAUGUGCUGAGCACAUUGCCACCGUGGUACCUAGUCGAUCGCUGGGGACGCCGGGCUAUCCUGCUUUCUGGAGCUGUCAUUAUGUCGAUGGCCUUGGUCGCUACUGGCUGGUGGAUGUACAUUGACGUUCCUCAAACCGCCAAAGCUGUGGUAGUUUGCGUUAUUAUCUUCAACGCUGCUUUCGGAUAUAGUUGGGGACCUCUACCGUGGCUCUACCCUCCCGAGAUCAUGCCACUCAGUUUCCGUGCCAAGGGUGUCUCGCUCUCUACUGCCACUAACUGGGCAUUCAACUUCCUGGUUGGCGAAAUCACCCCCUACCUUCAAGAUGUCAUUAAAUGGCGUCUGUACCCUAUGCACGGAUUUUUCUGUGCAUGCAGUUUUGUCCUUGUGUAUCCCGAGACAAAGGGUGUGCCUUUGGAAGAGAUGGAUGCCGUCUUCGGCGAAGGCAAGCCCCCGCCUCAUUCUCAUGCGUCAACUCUAAUUUAG